CCCCCCACAAUUUUUUUUUUUUUAUAACCGACCGUCCAAAACAUUUAAGCCGAUAAAAACAUCACCAACUCAUCAUUACCAAUGGGGAUUGAUGCUGUCAAAUGGCGAGGAAAAGGUUGCAGACUCAAAUACUGAGUAUUUAAAAGCGAAAGGGAGCCGAGCAUUCACCUAGCUCAGCAUCAGUGAACAUGGCUAUGGCUAACGAGUCGAAAACAGUACGCAGAAAUGGAGAGCUAAGCGAAUGAUAGCUAGAUGGUAGGAAGGCGUGACAGGCCGCAUCCUGAACUUGUACUUGGAUGUGUAGGAUUGGUCAUCUACACUACUAAUGUGAAAGGCAAUCAAAAAGAUUCGAUUGUGAAAUAAAAUCCAUCUCCCUCCGCUGUCGGGGAAACUCAUAUUUUGACUCAUUGACAUCUGUCAAAAUACAAAGUGAGGAGAAGAAAACAUCAUCUCUUCCCAGAGAAUGAGUGAAUAAACUGAUGUUGAUGAAGGGAAACGAUGAUAUGGAUGAAAACACUAACUGAAACAGCCAACCAACAGCUGUUGACUGAACUGCUCUCUAAUAAAGAUUGUUCUGGGCCAUAAAACACCAAGAGACCAACAACCAACAACAAACAGACCAACAACAUUUCCACACAAGGACAAGGCCUUUUCUCCCCAUGAAACUGUACAAAGUGUUUAAGACUAAAUAAAAUGGCACCAAUCCAUCAAGAUAAAAAGAGAAUACGGUAUCCACGUUGAAAAGAACUGUAAGAACUGGUCACUUUACACUAAAUAACCCCAUUCCCCACACACUUGCUCCCUCUCUUGUUGGAUGGAGAGUGGGGGCAGUGGGCGAUCGGGCGGAAGUAGCAGCAGCCGAAGUGCGCGAACAGGGGGGACCGGCAGUGUUAUUGGGCGGAGUUCGGGAUCGAGCCGAAGCGACUCAGGCAGUUCCAGGUCAAAUAGUGUCACUGCAGGAUCCCUCGGCCGAAGCUCGUCCAUUGGCGGCAGUGGUGGGAUCAUUGUCGCUGCUCCUGGUGCUGGAGGUGUGGCUCCUGCACCCCCAUGUGCCAGUGAGUGGGAGAUGUUCCAAUUUGGAAAAUACAAUUUGGACAUAAUAGAGAUGUUAAGCGGACACCAGGCCCAUCAGUUCAAAGGCCUUGGGUUAGAACGACAGCUACAGCAUCAGCAGCAGGUGCAGCUUCACCAGCACCAGCUCCAGCAGCAACAACAACAGCAGGCCGAGACCUCAGGCGCUCUCCUGUCUGGGCUAGGCCUUGGGUCCCUCCAAGGGGCCAGAAGCAACGCCUUUUCCGAUUCUGCCUCUAUUUUCGCAAAAAUGAGCGCCCCUCCUCCUCCCCCUCUACAACAACAACCUUCUUCGUCCUCACAUAGCUCAAGAUCCAAGUCAAGCAAGAUGAGUAGCAGCAGCUCAAGCCAUGUGUCAGGCUACCCACAGUUCCUGCGUUCCUUCCACCCGACAGAGGCAGCUCUGGCACAGGAGCAACUGCAUUCUGGUGUCGGCCGCUUCGAGCACUUUUCUGGGGGUAGCAGUAGUGGGGGUGCUGGGGGGUUGGGACUUGCCCCCCCUCCACCACCCCCUCUGCAUCCAGGCCUCUCUGUCCCCCAAGCAUCACCUGGCCCUUCAUCCUCUUCCCCCUCCCCCUCCAGUUCAGUGGUAACUAACAAUCCCCCAAGCAGUACAGUCACCUCUCUGGGACACCAGCUGGUUGGGGCCCAGUCUGAUGCACGGAGUCUUCAUCAGCAGUUCAGUUGCAUGCUAGCUGCUAAUCAGUACUUUCUCUCUGGGGUGCCUGCUAACGCGAGCUUAGAGCAGUUUCUGGUUCAACAGGGAACCCACAACCACCUGGGGAUAGGUUUAGGUCAGAGUGAGGGAUCCAGCUCAGGCCUUGCUCCGCCUCCAGCUCUGCAUUCCUCUCAUUCGCAUGGCCUCUCUUCCGCUCAGCCACAGCAGCAGCCUCCACAGCAGCAGCAGCUGCCUCCCCAUACCCUGUCCCACCCCCACUCACACUCCCACCCUCACCACCCCCUACACCCAGGCUCCCAGCCCUCUUCCCUGGGUGGUUUUGACUUCCAGGGCAUCCCAGUGCUCUCCUCCAACCAGCUGGCAUCUCUGAUGCAGCAGGAAGCAGGCCUGCCGCUCCCCCUGCCUCUUCAUCUGUCCCUCUCCAAGGAUGACGGCAAGGGGGACAGCAGUGGGGGCGGAAGCAGCAGCAGUAGAAGGAAGAAAGCGAUGGCUGGCUACCUGCCACAGAGGAAGUCAGAUGGCGGCAGUAACAGCAGCAGCGGCCACAGCAGUGGGAACCCCAAUGCUAGCAGCAGUGCAGGGGGGCUGGGCCACGACCCCUCCCCAGGGCUGGUUGGGGGUGGGGGCGGAGGGGUUGGCAUGUCAGGUUUGGGAGGAGAUCCAUCCCUCCUUGCCUCUUCAUCAUCAUCAUCAUCAUCAGUUGUCUCAUCCUCCUCUUCCUCUGGCCCCUCCUCCACUGCAGCAUCAGUUCUGGUUACUAAUGGUUCUCACCUAUCCAAACCUGAUAACAUGGGCUCCAUGCCAUCUGCAUCUACACAGGCUGACACUGAGCCCCUCUAUAACUGUGGUGAGUGUGGCAAAACCUUCACUCACCUCUCCAGUCUUCGCAGGCACCUGCGUAUGCAUGAGUCUACGGCAGCAGGUACUAGCAAUAAUGUCAGCAUUAACCCAAACCCGACUCAUAUCCAACCACUAACUGACCCCACUCUCCCACACUCCACCCAGGAACACUCCACCCAGGAUCUGAACUCUCAAUCUAACUCGCUGUCCUCCCAACAAUCGUCCAACUCAGUCCAGGCCUCAUCUUCCUGCCCCAGCCCUGACAAGACCUUCAAUUGCUCAGAUUGUGGCAAGCACUUCAAGAAAAAAGGGCACCUCCUCCAGCAUGGCGUCAUCCACUCAGAGGCUCGCCCGUAUGGCUGCAGCAUCUGCUCCCGGGCUUUCAACCGCCGUGAGUCGCUGACGCGACACGAGAAGAUUCACCAGGACAAGCCCUUCCGCUGUCCAGCCUGCGGUCGAUGCUUCCGUGAGAGUACCUCUCUACUCAACCAUGCUGCCUCUGGCACAUGCGGCAAGCCAGGCUACCAUGACGACCACCGUUCUCAAGGUAACCCGUCUCCGUGUUACUCUGGAGCCUCCCCCUGUGGCAGUGGGAUGGUGGGCCCGGCGCUGAGGAAGGCACCAUUGGCCCCGACGCUGCACCCCCACCCUCAGAGUCAAACCCAACAUCACCACCAACAGCACCUCCCCCUGUCCUCUCUCCUGGAUGACUCUGAAGACGACGUCACCAGCUCUGUCAACAACGCCAUCUCAGCCAUCGCCGCCGCAGCUGCCGCCAACUGUGAUAUGAACAGUGGGAACAGAGGCGACGAUAGGAGGGAUAUCAUCGGAGGGCUGUUGGGGGGGCUGGACUUAGGUCCCUUGGGGUCCCCUUCAUCAACAUCUGGGAUGGAUAAGACCUAUAGAGGAUCAGGGAACCAGGAUGGUAUGAGUGGUAAUAUGAACCAUAACCAACAGCAGGGGAAUGAUCCACAGAACCCUGCUGCCAAACCAAAACGUCCCCGGAAACCCAGGAAGCCCAAAGACCCCAACGCUCCCCCUAAACGCAGGCAGUACACCCCCAGAGCUCCCAGGGAGUCGAGCAACAUUCCGCGGCCAUAUCUGUGCAGUGUUUGCGGCAGGGGGUUUGCACGCCGCGAGACCCUGCGUAGGCACGACCGUGUCCAUACUGGGGAGAAGCCCCACCGCUGCAGUACAUGUGGGAAGUACUUCAGAGAGGCCUUCCACCUCACCAAGCACCACACCGUUCACUCUGGGGAGAAGAACUACAAGUGCAGCCUGUGUGGGAAAGAGUUUGGCUACUCCCAGAGCCUCAAGAGGCACGGGAAGCUCCAUCAGAAAGGGGAGCUGGAAGAGGUCCCCACAACACCAGGAGGGGAGAACCUCAACAACUUCAACACAAACCCGUCAUGUGGGAUGGGCCAAGACAGGGAACAGAACCAAGGAAACAGCUCCUCCUCCUAUUAUUCAUACCCCCAAGAUGUCAAGCCUCAAGGCUCUAACAGCCAGCCCCCCCCCAGGCUCUACACCUGUGCCAUAUGCUGGAAGUCUUUCCGUCAUCACUUCCACCUGACGGCUCAUCACCAGACGGUCCAUGAGAACGGAGGUGAGAAGCUGUUCAGCUGCGAGGUUUGUGGGAAGGCCUUUGCCUACUCCAACAGCCUCACUCGACACAGACUGUCGCAGCACGGCCUGGCCCGCACCGGCCCUGACAACGCACAAGGGGACGGCAGUGGGUCAGGGGUAAACAGUGCAGCUGGUGGUGGAGUGAGUGGGACUGCGUCAGAGAGCGAGGCAGCCACCAACGCCCUCCUUCAGAUGGCACCUUCCACUGAGGGCCACGGGGGGCAGCAGAGUCACAGUGUUGUCACCCACAGUCAUCAACAACAGCCACCUCAGCCCCCAGCUGGCUACUCCCCCUUUUCUAUGAUGCUGGUACGGCCCACUCCUCAGCCUCCAGCAUCCCUCCCUACUCUCAGCCCCUGCCACCCAACUCCACAAUCAUGCCCCCUCAGCACCAGCAUUCCCCAGCAAGGGUGAAAGGGGAGCACAUUUACCCAGCUGGGUCCAGUAGUCACACCCUUCACACUACAGCUCCAUUCCAGCCCCUCACGGAGCUGCCAUCCGACCACCAUCACCACCACCACCACCACCAUUCUUCACAUCACCACCACCGUUCAGAGCCACAGUCCCAGCAACCACACCACAGGAACAUCCAAUCACACGAUGACAUGAGGAGGCACAAGAAGAAGAGAAAGUCCGACAGGAGGGAGGGAAGGGGGGACAUGUGGGGGGAGUCCUCAGGCUUCGUCAGAGACGAGGAGAGGAAAGACCAGAGGAAGAGGAGGUCUGUUUUGCAAAAACAGCUGAGGAAGAAAAAGCUUCUGUUGAAGAUUAGACGAGGGGGGGGAGGGGGAGGAUAUGAGCUGGUCACAACAAGAGGGAUGAAGAUACAAAUCCUGUCAUCUCUCAAAGUCCCAGUGAAACGUUUUGCCUGCUCCAUCUGUCCCCACGCCAUGUUCGCCCGCCAGGCCGGCCUGCUAGCCCACAGGGCAGCUAAACACACCCAGAGAGUCCUGUCCCCCCAGGAGCGUCUGUGCUGCGGUGUGUGUGGGAAGCAGUCUCACAGGCUCCUGGAAGCCUUCAUCCACCGGGCGACUCAUCGCGCCCGAGGGUCCUUCUCCUGCAGACGCUGCUCUGCUCGCUUCUGGAACGCCCCCCUCCUCCGCAGGCACAAGGUGACCUGCCGACAUCGGGCCAAGGGACUUCCACGAGGUGGCGCUAUCCGCCUGAAGUUGUCCAAGAGGGCGGGGGAGAGGAAGAGCAGAGAGGAGCAGGGGGAGAUGUCGCACUCCCUGCUUACAGAGUACAGAUACUGAGCUUGCUGAAUUCUAAGGUAGUGGCAUUUAGAUUUUCAUUGAUAGGAAAGGGAGAGGUUAUCAGUUUUGGACUAUACAUAGAAGAAGAUGGACUUUAAAAAAACAAAAGCCUUUGGGGGGGCGAUUGAAUUGGUCUGGUGUCUGUCUGGACCUCAUCAACUCAACUCACUGACUGUUAGAAUGACUGUUUUAACAACAUGAACUACUGUAGAUCAACCAAGGAUCACCCGGAAUUCUUCCAUCCAACUGUAUGGGAGGAUGUUGAAAGACAUUACUGUUUUCAUAUGAUCAUUAACCCUUAAGUGCAUUGACACUAUGCUUGGCUGACACUGUGCAGUUAUUAGACAUGUUUAGGUGAUUUGACCUGCUAAUUUAACUCUACCCCCUCAGCCUUACUAGCAUCCCUUCUAUACCCCUAGCUGUAUGAUAACUCUGUCUCUGCUGUGUACUAUGUCUUGUUGAUGUUCACCUAGAGCCCCUUUGGGGAUUUUUUUAUGUAAAAAGUGCAUUUAGUAGGAGUAGGGAGAGGGUGGGACACAGACUUCUGGUUGGUAGAGAGGCAGUCUGUUUGUCGGUGCAUGUGUGUUUUUUGGUCAGUUUGUUGCGGAGGUUGUGAACUCACUAUGUGAUGAUUAAUUCAGUACAUCCGAAAAGGACGUGUUUUAAGCGUAAGUUAAUAAAGUCCUGACAAAUGUCCCCAGUGAUUUAAUCACGUCUUUAAAAAUACAUUUGAGAAUCUUAAUAGAUUGAAGUGAAUACCACUUCCAGACAACAAAGUGUAUCUUACAAAAAGCCUUGCUAAUCAUGACUUUAUUUCAUUUUCAUGCCUGUGGAAACAAUUGUAGCUUUUAUACCAAGAUAUUGAGAUCAAGACAGGAUGAACAAAGCUCACUGUAACGUAUAUUGUGUUAAUAUCUUAUCAUUUACAUUUACAUUUAAGUCAUUUAGCAGACGCUCUUAUCUUAUCACUGCUGUGUUUGUUUUCACAAAGUACUUUAUUUAGCUUUUACUGUUCCUUCAUAGUAGCAAAACCAGUUAUGAUUACAUGUAUUAAUGUGUGUUUAACUCCAUCUGUCGACCUGCCAAACCUGGAUUCUAUCCUGUCCUCUUCUCUUAUUUUUUUGCUGAGUUGCAAUCAUGUUCAUAACCCUGUCGGGCCUUGUUUUAUCUUCUAAAGAAAAAGAAUAGUUCUAAGUACAUUUCUAUCACUUUAUUUACUUAAAACAAAGAUAGUUGUUGAUUAUACUUCAGCAUUGAAUAAAACAUAAGUGUUC
Molecule: messenger RNA, 6743 nt
Organism: Oncorhynchus keta (chum salmon)
Lineage: Eukaryota; Metazoa; Chordata; Actinopteri; Salmoniformes; Salmonidae
Product: zinc finger protein 316-like
Source: RefSeq, a predicted model, not a curated record